Temnothorax curvispinosus is the source of this 837-nucleotide messenger RNA. RefSeq names its product U11/U12 small nuclear ribonucleoprotein 25 kDa protein. The transcript has 2 exons. Gene Ontology annotation, cellular component: U12-type spliceosomal complex. NCBI's taxonomy places the organism in Eukaryota, Metazoa, Arthropoda, Insecta, Hymenoptera, Formicidae. The record is from RefSeq and is a predicted model, not a curated record. Gene Ontology annotation, biological process: mRNA splicing, via spliceosome. Bases 207 to 734 code for a protein of 175 amino acids.
UCGAAAUUUCGUAAAUCUGUUCUUUUGUAAUUCUUUACUUUUAUAAUUUUCAAGGUGUUGUGAAAAGAAAUAAAAGGAGAGAAGCUUUCGAGAAUAUUUGCGCGAAAUCCCAAUAAUGCAAAGAUUUUAUGAAUACAUGUGCGAUUCCUAUGUUAUAAACUAAAAAUCUGGUUAGAUAGGUUAACGUUCCAAAUGAAAGUAAUAUCAUGGACACCGUCGAAAGUGCGGAAAAUGCUAAAGAAGAAUCGUGUAUGAAGGCUGAAGUGGAUGAAGCGAAGCCCGAGAUCACACGAGUCAGUCAUCAAGAAUUAGUGAAGUUAACUAAGGCGACUAUAGACAGUCUUGUUGAGCGCGAGCCACUGCUCUCUGGAUUGCCUUCGGAUGUGACAAUAGAAGAACUCAAAUCGCAAGUCGCAGUCGCGCAAGGGCAGGCCAUAACAUUGUUUUUAAACCGAGGAGAACUGCCGAAGCUCGCAGUGGUGGUACCUCCACAUAACACAACGGUGCUUGAUCUGAAAAAGGCCGUCAAGCGACACAUGACCUUAUCCUUGAAGAGAGAAAAUGUCAAGAAGAAGAUAAGCUGGAAGCACAUCUGGAAGAAAUAUCAUCUUUGCUUCGAAGACACUAGGCUCUCUAACGAUGGAGAAAACAUUAAAGCUUAUGGUAUUACUAAUAAGGUGGAAUUGCACUUCGCGAAAAGGCGUAGGGAAAAGAAUAAGUUGAUAAAAAGUUAACGGUAUUUCUGUAAUUACAACUCACGUUAUAAUAGUUAUUUUAUCUCUUUAGUAUUUCUGUCAAGAAAUUAUUAUUAUUUAUUUUAUAGUAGUUGAGAUUGUA